Molecule: messenger RNA, 1236 nt
Organism: Limulus polyphemus (Atlantic horseshoe crab)
Lineage: Eukaryota; Metazoa; Arthropoda; Merostomata; Xiphosura; Limulidae
Product: MIT domain-containing protein 1-like
Exons: 7
Coding region: 182-862 (226 amino acids)
Biological process (GO): midbody abscission
Cellular component (GO): midbody
Source: RefSeq, a predicted model, not a curated record
UAGAACACGAUAAAAAUAAAAGAUAUACGUAUGCUAUUGUUUGUUACCAAGAAGGCAUCCAACUUCUUCUGGAAGCGUUGAAAGGUGGUCAGGUUUACCCAGUUUCAUAAACUGAUAGAGGCAGAUGCUCUGAUAAAUGCAUAGUCACACCUUGCUAAUAAAAUGCUAAAUUUUAUGCCAUAUGGUUUGGCAGACAGCCAUAUCUACACUAGCAUUGUGGUUCACAUACAUCACAACAGUUCUUCAUCUGGAAUGUAGAAAUGACAAGACCACUAAUGAUACUAAGAAGAAACAUCUCAGGCAGAAAGCCUCUGAUUAUAUGGACAGAGCAGAACAAAUGAAGAAGCUUGUCCAAAAAGAAAAAGAAGCUGGAACCUACCAUGAACAGAUACAUAUUAACAACAAUGAAAGUGGCUAUAGUUAUGAGAAAGUCUUUGGUCCAUUUCUUGAAGACUCUGUCACGAGGAUUGAAGUUGAAGAUCCUUACAUACGAACAAUCCAUCAGACCCACAAUUUUCUACGUUUCUGUGAGCUUUUGGUGAAAAGGUGCCCUGAUUUACAGGAAAUAAUGCUAUUAACUGGAAGAGAAGAACAUGAACCAACAGCACAAGAAAAAAGAUUUACACAGUUAACAGAAAGUUUGAAGAAACACAAAAUUGUCCUCACAGUCAAGUACUCCAUGACUUUACAUGACAGGGAGAUCAGGCUUGACAAUUUCUGGGUGAUCAAGAUAGGGAGAGGACUUGAUUUUUUCAAAGCAGCAGAAAACAAAUUCAGUAUUGGGUUUUGUGACAUGAGCUUACGGCCUUGUUACGAAACAACAAUUGAUAUUUUUCACAGAAAAAGUAUAAAAAGAGAUUAACUUAAGUGGAAAAUUACGUAUUUACGUCUGAAAGAAAAUAAGAUUUGAAAUUUCCCUAAACUUUGUUGAGUCAUGCAGAGAAAAUUGAUUUUAUGAAGAAUGGUUUGUGUUUGAAUCAAACUAAAAUUGAGGAUGUACAUUUAUAGUUUUAAAUCAUUAGCACUGCAGUUAAAACCAGUGUUUUUCUGAUUUACAAUAGUGGUCAAGAUUUGUUGGCAUUUUCCACAAUAUGUAAAUGCAUUGGUAAUUAGUUCAAAGAAUAAAACCCUUAAACCAUGUGAAUUACUAAACCAGAAAUCCACAAAUCCUUGUCAACUAUUCUUACAUAUUGUAUAUGUUAUGUUUUUUAAUAAAAAUAUUGAGUUGUAAAAUUU